Phytomonas sp. EM1 is the source of this 693-nucleotide messenger RNA. Lineage: Eukaryota; Euglenozoa; Kinetoplastea; Trypanosomatida; Trypanosomatidae. The record is from the annotation of a GenBank genome assembly.
AUGGACCAGUUAGGGGAGUAUUCCGCGUAUGAUAAAGCGCGUCGGCCGUACACCGUCAUCGACACCUACAGCCCCAACGGCACCUGGAUUGAGGAGAAACGCUUCAACCGCAGCAACUAUGCACGUGAAAACAAUGAAGGGAGCGCGCACCGCCGCGUCCUUUACGGAAAUUGGCAAGAGGAAGAAGCCCUAGGGGAGGAAAAGGCGAAGGGAGAGGGGGGAAAGGAAGAGAAACCUCGUGUAAAGGGGGGGUUCAUCUCGAGCCCCCUCAUUACGUGUGAUGCGCGGCAUCCGGAGCUGCGCGUCUUUGAAACGACCUCUCGCAGCGAUUACACAGCCCAAAAUGGCGACAUCCGAUCCCUACGCCGCCCGGAGUUUGGCGUGCGGAAGCAACUACUGCUUAAGCAGGCGCUCUCGACGGCGAUGGAGGAGACAAAGCGAAAGAUGGAAGAAGCCAAUGCUGCCUACGAAGCCGCGAUGCGGGAUACGGAAAGCGGCCGAGGGAAGAUGCCGCUGCCCGUCAUAGAAACGCUUAGGCAGGAUUAUUUAAGCGAUGAACCGAUCACGUUAUACACGGGCAUUCCCGACUCGACGAAGGUGAUGAUGGUGCAUGGGAAGACCCCGGUGGAUCCUAUGAGGGCCUCUCGCUUUGGUAAGCACACAUAUUUUAGCGAUCCCAAAUAUCAUCUGUAG